AUGGAAACACAACAGCCAGAAACAAUCUUGAAUUCUUUAAACGAGGCUCAACGUCGGGCAGUCACAUCAAACUCCCCCACAGUUGCUAUAUUGGCUGGCCCGGGCAGCGGGAAAACACAUACAUUGACAUCUCGUGUCGUAUGGCUUGUGCAACAUGUGGGCUAUCAGCCCGCUGAUGUCAUUGUCGCGACAUUCACCGUCAAAGCUGCACGGGAAAUGAAGGGCAGAAUCGGCAAAAGACUCGGCGAAGAAUGUGAGAAGAAAAUAGUACUCGGAACUUUCCAUUCCAUUGCUCGAAGAUAUCUAGCCGUUUACGGCAAGCGGAUUGGCUUGGACCCCAAAUUCGGAAUUGCUGACGAUGGAGACUCCCGUGCUAUCAUCCAAAGGAUCAUCAAAAGACUUGAUUUGCAGAUUGAACCCGCACACGCCAAAAGCUGGAUUAGCAAGAGGAAGUCCAAGGGCACGACACCAUCACCAAAACAGAAUGGAAAGCGGCCACAUGAGACCCCAGCGCUUAUUGAGUGUUAUACGGCAUACCAGGACCAUCUCGCCAGAUCAAAUCUACUCGACUAUGAUGAUCUGUUGGUUCGAUGCGUUGAGCUUUUGCAAGAGCACCCAUCAUGCGUGUCCAACGUUCAGGCAGUGCUGAUUGACGAGUACCAAGAUACCAACGGCAUUCAAUAUGAUUUGAUGAAGCUGUUUGCACAGGCUCGACAGCGAAUUACCAUAGUCGGAGACCCUGAUCAGAGUAUUUACGGGUGGCGCUCGGCAGAAAUCAAGAAUCUCUAUCGGCUCUUGAGAGACUACCCUGAGACUGACGAGAUAUCAUUGGAAGAGAAUUACCGAUCGUCACAGUUGAUUCUCGACAUGUCGCUGCAGGUUAUUCAGCAGGAUUCAAAGCGAUAUCAGAAAGUCCUUCUACCGGUACAUACUAAGGGUACGAAACCGGUGCUCCGGAGGCUUAAAAGUUCCUCCAGAGAAGGGGAAUGGAUUGUAUCCGAAUUAAAAAGAGUCAUAACAAUGUUUGGAGGGGCGAUAAAGAAUGAAGAUGUGGCGAUAUUGCUACGGUCGGCGUACCUGUCCAGACACAUUGAGUCUGCCCUAGGCAAGGCAGGUAUCUCGUACCGCAUGAUAGGAGGACACAAGUUUUACGAAAGAAAGGAGAUCAAAAUCCUACUCGACUACCUCCGCGUAGUUUACCAGCCAAAUAUGAAUGACGCUGUGGCUAGGAUUAUCAAUGUACCUCGAAGAGGUAUAGGAGAGACUACAAUAAAGUCUCUCCUGGAGAAAGCAGAGAUGUCAAAGCUUAGCCUCUGGGCACUAUUAUGCAGGCACUGCCGUGGAGGCCGACGAGCAACAACGAAACUCCGCCCAAACAUGGAGCAAAAAUUGAACACUGAGCUUCUAAACGUCAUCUCUUCUUUGCGACAAAGAAUGGAGAAUAUUAGUGCAACUAAUCCCGUGUCCCUGGUGGAUUUGAUUGAACAACUGGUGAAUCAGCUAUCCUUCAAAAAGUACCUGGAAGCAGAAUAUCAGGAGGACCACGAACAGCGGUGGGCCAACGUACAAGAACUUCUGAGUUUGGCAAACGACUUUGUGCGUGACUAUGGCAACGAAGAAGAGGAACACGCUCUGCCCGAGAUUGAAAACGUCGAUCAAGUAAAGGAUAAUGAUAUCCUAGGUAAAUUUCUGGCCAAUGUGGCUCUUGCGUCCGACGCCCAGUCGGGUGACAAGGAGCAAGACAAAGCGUCGCAGGUGACAAUAUCAACUAUCCACGCCGCCAAAGGCCUAGAAUGGCCCGUCGUAUUUAUCCCCUCGGUCUACGAAGGAUCAAUACCUCAUUCCCGAGCCGAAGACAUGGAUGAAGAGAGACGAUUACUCUAUGUGGCCAUGACAAGGGCAAAGGCCCUGCUGUAUCUGAGCUGUCCGCUGUAUGGAUCUCAAGGACUGGGCAACAAAGUCGAACUCUCACCAUUUGUCUCGGCAUUUGCCGGGUCCUUUGCACAAAAAGGACCGUCAUUCGAUAGGCCAGUCGUGGAAAGCGUAGGCAGAAUUCUCGGCCGGGUGAUACCAUCCGAGAAAUCAAUCUUCGACAAGAUGCCAAUCAUGUUUUGCCCCGAGGAUGACCAAUAUCCACUUGAUCCUUUCGACCACAAGAAUCCUAAUAAUCUCGAUCCAUAUGAGGAUAACUGGUACGGCAGAGCGCCAAAGAAGCAAAAGAUACAGCAUUGUGUAAAUAAUGGUGGUUCGACACAGGAGAAGCCAUGGAAACCAGAUUAUUCUACAACAAUGGAGCAGUCUUCCGGAUUCACAAUGUCCUCCCUACCUGGAUUCGUUAGUGCAGGCACACAUCGAACGGCUUUAGCAGCAUCUGGCGUCGAGGCAGAGGCGUCACGGAAUGCCGCUGGUAAAGCCGGCUCAAACCGAAGUAUUCAAGGAACCACUAAUCGACGAGCGGACCAAAGAAGCUUGCUUGGAUUUGUGACGACGGAAUCCAGGACACUCGCGACUGCUGCAGGCAUAAAGCCUGCACCAACAGAUUAUUCUCUCGUUCGAUAUCAGGCAGCCGCAUCACGAGCAGCCCACCAAACUCUCCAGCCUGCUGUCAACGUUACCACAAAAGCAACUAUAGACCCAACAUUUGCCAAACACAAGAUUCCAGGUGCCAAACUUAUUUCACGGCCCAAUGUAGUCCAGUCGACGAUGAAAGAACCUUCCGCCAAACGGUACGCCUGUUUUUCGAGCUCCCCCACGCGACCACUUUCACCAGAGCCGCCACAUGAGGAGGGAGAGACAGCUUUGCAGCGCCCAGCAACUGUCUUCCACUCAACAACGUUCACAUCUAUGAAGCCAGCUGGCGGCAUAAGGCGGCCUGUUGGCCUCGGUCCCCCGCCAUCAAUGGAUCGUCUCCGGAAACCAUUCAAGCCUCUCACGAUCAAUCGUCCAAAGGGCCCACCGGGUAAUUCAUAA
Molecule: messenger RNA, 2970 nt
Organism: Metarhizium acridum CQMa 102
Lineage: Eukaryota; Fungi; Ascomycota; Sordariomycetes; Hypocreales; Clavicipitaceae
Product: ATP-dependent DNA helicase srs2
Biological process (GO): recombinational repair
Cellular component (GO): nucleus
Molecular function (GO): hydrolase activity; ATP binding; DNA binding
Source: RefSeq, a predicted model, not a curated record